ACACACCUCAGCAUCUGAGAUAAUUAAGUGGCUGACAGUAAUUGAAAAUAUCCCCGCUUCUUGCACAAAAUCUAGACAGCAACCUUCCUGACCAAGAAGUUUACAGGACUGCCGCUUUGUUGGUGAGGAGGAAACUGAAGCAGUUAUCCAUUACCAGUGCCACAUUCCUUUUCCUAUACAUGCUUUCAGCUGCAAGCUCCAGGUGUAAAAUCAGAAGCUGCGAGCGGUGUUUUCCUCCCGCAUUUUGGGCAGGAGGUGGACCAACCGCACAAUGACAGAUUAUGCAGAUCCUCCCGGAGCAUCUAAUCAAUCACGGUGGCGCGGGAGGGACGCGGCUCAUCUCCGAGUUAGCCUGCGUGGCGGCGGCCUCGCGUGAAGCAUCCCCCCGCCGGCGUGACAUCAGAGCAGCUCGAGUCCUUGAAAGUCUCGGGGUUGAUUAGCGGAGGAACGGGCUGCUCCUGCCAAUCACCGCCCUGAUACUCGUGGAGAUACGAGGCAGAGAGAGGCUGGCUCCGGCGAACAGGAGGCACGGCGGCAGCGGCACUAGUAACAGGAGCAGCUGGUAUUCGGGUGAUUAAAUAGUUCUCGCAGCCUUUUCGCUGCGCUCCGGCUGCUCCCUGGUGUAAUCCCCGUGUCCGAGAAGGAAGCUGCAUUUUAACGGUGCGCUGAGCAGAGGUUUGAAUCGUUCCAGCUGGCUGCUUGUUUGGAAAAGGACAGCCUGUGUAUAAAUGAGAUGUGACUGUGCCGGCAGAGUUCAGUCACUGGGACUGGAGCGAGAGGAGCCUUCCCGGGAUGCUGCUCCGACAGCUGCUAUCAAUUGAAAACUCUCUCUAGCUUACCUAGAGCCGCGUGAGGAGAUGUGAAUAGCAGAUGUCUCUUUCCUGCACGCUAGGAAAAGAAAUUCUUCUCUAGAUAAUGUUAAGAGUUUUCUUCAUUGAUUAUUGGCAACUGCUGCAUUCUCAGAAAGCCUCUUUCAAUUUAGCUCUCCAGAUCCUUUGAUUUCCUUCUCCAACAGCUUUAUAAUCUCCCCAGCAACUUCAUAAAUGCACUGCAAUGGUCACAUGAACGUCUCAGGAGAGGAAUCGGCACCUCUGCGUCUCAUUGUUAUUAUGGCACUUUAGAAAGAGAAAACCAAAAAGCAACAAGUCCAAGUCAAGUUGGAAGUCCUACAGAAGAUGAAUCUAAUAGUGAGGCUCCGAAGAAGUUUCAGAACACUGGUCAUUCUCCUGGCUGCCUUCUGCAUAGCAAGUAUUGUCAUUUCUGCCUAUUACCUGUACACUGGCUACAAGCAGGAGAUGACUCUUGCAGAAACCACUGGAGAAGCAGAGUGUGAAGAUCUCAAGCUUUUACCAUACAGGUCCAUGGAGCUGAAAACAGCUAAGCCAAUCGAUCCAUCUAAAACUGAUCCCAUCAUCCUUCUAUUCGUGGAAAGCCAGUACUCCCAGCUGGGACAAGACAUCAUAGCCAUCCUUGAAUCCAGCAGAUUUCAAUACCACAUGGUCAUCGCACCUGCCAAGGGAGAUAUUCCCCCUCUCACAGACAACGGAAGAGGAAAAUACACGAUUAUUAUAUAUGAGAAUAUUUUGAAGUAUGUAUCCAUGGACUCGUGGAACAGAGAGCUUCUGGAAAAAUACUGCGUGGAAUACAGUGUUAGCAUAAUUGGUUUUCAUAAAGCCAAUGAGAACAGCUCCCCAAGUACAAAACUGAAAGGCUUGCCAUUACAACUUUACAAUAACAUUGCCCUCAAAGACUGUGUUGUAAACCAUCAGUCUCCGCUUCUGCGCAUUACCAAAGCACCAAGGACUGAGAAAGGCCCACUGCCUGGUGAAGACUGGACAGUUUUCCAGUUCAACCAUUCCACCUACCAACCUGUCCUUUUAACUGAACUGCAGACUUCCAGGCCAACCCCCAUGACAUUGCCAAAGGCUGCUCUGUAUGCAACUGUAAUCCAGGACUUGGGGCUUCACGAUGGGAUUCAGAGAGUUCUUUUUGGAAACAACCUGACCUUCUGGUUGCACAAACUGAUCUUUAUUGAUGCCAUCUCUUUUCUGUCAGGGAAGAAGCUCACGCUGUCCUUGGAUAGAUACAUUCUGGUUGACAUUGAUGACAUCUUUGUUGGGAAAGAAGGAACAAGGAUGAAUGUCAACGAUGUGAAGGCUUUACUAGAGACUCAAAAUUUACUGCGCACUCAGGUUGCAAAUUUUACCUUCAACCUUGGAUUUUCAGGAAAAUUUUACCAUACAGGCACUGAAGAGGAAGAUGAAGGUGAUGACCUGCUGUUGAGAUCUGUGGAUGAGUUUUGGUGGUUUCCCCAUAUGUGGAGUCACAUGCAGCCUCAUCUCUUCCACAAUGAGUCGUCACUGGUAGAGCAGAUGAUCCUCAACAAAGAAUUUGCACUAGAGCAUGGCAUACCGACUGACAUGGGUUACGCAGUGGCUCCACACCACUCUGGGGUCUACCCGGUCCACAUCCAGCUGUAUGAGGCCUGGAAGAAGGUCUGGCAUAUCCGAGUGACCAGCACAGAAGAAUACCCACACCUGAAGCCUGCACGGUACAGACGGGGCUUCAUCCACAAUGGCAUCAUGGUGCUCCCUCGGCAGACCUGUGGUCUUUUCACUCAUACUAUUUUUUACAAGGAAUAUCCUGGGGGUCCUCAGGAGCUGGACAAAAGUAUCCGAGGAGGUGAACUUUUCCUCACCAUUCUCCUGAAUCCUAUCAGCAUCUUCAUGACCCAUUUGUCUAAUUAUGGGAAUGACCGCCUGGGGCUGUACACCUUCUCAAACCUGGCCAGCUUUGUGAAGAGCUCAACCAACCUGCAACUGCAGACACUGCCACCCAUCCAGCUGGCACACAAGUACUUUGAACUCUUCCCUGAGCAGACGGACCCCCUUUGGCAGAAUCCAUGUGAUGACAAACGACACAGAGAUAUUUGGCCCAGAGACAAAACUUGUGACCAUCUACCCAAAUUUCUUGUUAUAGGACCCCAGAAAACAGGAACAACAGCACUUUAUUUAUUUCUUCUGAUGCAUCCUUCUAUUAUCAGUAAUAUCCCUAGCCCAAAAACAUUCGAAGAAGUUCAGUUCUUCAAUGGGAACAACUAUCACAAAGGAAUUGACUGGUACAUGGAUUUCUUCCCCACUCCUUCCAACACCACCACUGACCUUCUCUUUGAGAAAAGUGCCAACUAUUUUCAUUCUGAGGAAGCUCCUAAACGAGCAGCUUCCCUCAUCCCCAAGGCCAAGAUCAUCACCAUCCUCAUCGACCCAUCUGACCGUGCCUAUUCUUGGUAUCAGCAUCAGCGCUCUCAUGAGGAUCCCACUGCCCUGAAAUUCAAUUUUUAUGAAGUCAUUACGUCAAGCCCCUGGGCACCCUCAGAGAUAAGGACUCUCCAGAAGAGGUGUCUGACGCCUGGAUGGUAUGCUGUCCACAUUGAACGAUGGCUAACUCACUACCCAGCUUCACAGUUGCUAAUUAUUGAUGGACAGCAGCUAAGAAGUGACCCAGCUACUGUGAUGGAUGAAGUGCAGAAGUUCCUUGGAGUCUCUCCUCACUAUAAUUACUCUGAAGCUCUAACGUUUGACCCUCAGAAGGGCUUUUGGUGCCAGUUACUGGAAGGAGGGAAAACAAAGUGCCUGGGAAAAAGCAAAGGUCGAAAAUACCCACCAAUGGACCAAGAGUCCCGAGAUUUCCUGUCGAGCUACUACCGAGAGCACAACGUGGAGCUGUCUAAGCUGCUGCACAGACUGGGUCAGCCCCUGCCCUCCUGGCUGAGACAGGAGCUGCAGAAGGUCAGGUAGCACACAUGGGCAGGGGACCAGCCAAGGAUCAUUUCCUUCACCGUGAAACCCCUGCUUCUCCGACUCACCUGUGAUCGUCAGUAGAGGACCUUGUGAAUUAUGCUCUUUCUUUAAAAAAAAAAAAAAAAAAAAAAAAAAAAACAAUAGAAAAGAAUAAAAAAAACCCAACAAGUGUUUAUAUGCACGCGCUGACAGUUAUUAGCAUCAACCCUUUUUGUCAGCUUCCAGGAAAUACUAUGGAGCUACGUGGCAUUACUCUUUUUACCCAGAACAGGAUUCGUGCAUAGUCUAGUCCUUCUGUUCACCAGAAAGUACCAGAAGCUGUGUGUAGGACAGAUUGACUUCAGUGUGUAUGACAAAUUGCAGUCUGUCAGGACACAACCAAAGGAUGGGAACAUCUCUCGCUGGAUUGUGAGUUCAUCCUCUUAGUGCAACUGCAAAGGUGUGGACCUGCCUAUGGAUUUGUCUCCAUCACUUUCCUAUCUAGAAAAGCUACCAAAACCAAACGAGGACUUGCAAACAACACAGAUUCUGAAGUGAUCAGUGUUCCAGUGACUGGAUAACUUUUAUAAGACUUAAUAUCAUUUCUGUAGUAUUUCAAAACAAAGGACAUUCUCUUGAUAGAGUUGAGGAAAAACUUCACAGUCUUGCCCAAGCCUUUUCUUUAUUCUUUUCUUUUUUGCCCCAUGUGACGACAGCAAAUCCAGAUAAACAAGUACUUGGUGUUGAAAAAGAAAUCAAAAUGCAUUUUAAUCACUCGAAGUAUUUUUGUUGGGGGGUGGCGAGGGUGGUCAAAGUCGAUAUUUGCUGGAAUUGUUUUAAAUAAUUGAUGUGCAUACACCUUAUUAUUAGUUUUCUCACCUCUGCAGAAUAAACACUUCUGAUGGUGUAUA
Gallus gallus (chicken) is the source of this 4690-nucleotide messenger RNA. It is a transcript of the gene NDST4, whose product is annotated as N-deacetylase and N-sulfotransferase 4. Bases 1176 to 3797 code for a protein of 873 amino acids. NCBI's taxonomy places the organism in Eukaryota, Metazoa, Chordata, Aves, Galliformes, Phasianidae. Gene Ontology annotation, molecular function: heparan sulfate N-sulfotransferase activity; deacetylase activity. The transcript is spliced from 17 exons. The record is from RefSeq and is a predicted model, not a curated record. Gene Ontology annotation, cellular component: Golgi apparatus.